This is a messenger RNA of Daphnia carinata, 1811 nucleotides long. Its product is annotated as serine/threonine-protein phosphatase 4 regulatory subunit 2-like. Gene Ontology annotation, biological process: protein dephosphorylation. Bases 121 to 1491 code for a protein of 456 amino acids. Gene Ontology annotation, molecular function: protein phosphatase regulator activity. NCBI's taxonomy places the organism in Eukaryota, Metazoa, Arthropoda, Branchiopoda, Diplostraca, Daphniidae. The transcript is spliced from 6 exons. Gene Ontology annotation, cellular component: cytoplasm; protein phosphatase 4 complex; nucleus. The record is from RefSeq and is a predicted model, not a curated record.
AGACAUCUAGCCGGUUGGGGAGACAACAAGUUGUGUGUGUGGAGGCCUCUUUCGUCACUCUUUUUCGUCGACACUUGGUGCGGGGGUGAUAAACAAAGGGUUGUCCGGGUCGAUUGAAACAUGGAAAACAUUGAAAGUAUACUAGAUGCAUUAAACGAUUAUGACAAGCAAAAAACUCCUGAAAUCCCUAAACCAUUAGAAGAAUACAUCAAUCACCUGGCCAAGACAGGUGAGACACUGUUCCCCUGGCUCAAGAUCAGAGGUGUCCUCCGGCACAAGCUAGAGUUAGUCAUAGCCAAUUUUAAAGAAGUAUGCCCAACGGAAAACUUGCCCCCCUGCCCCAAUGUCGAACCUUUUCAUUUCGAGACCAUGAGGGAUAAGAUUCUUGAACAAUUUGACAGCUUCACCUGUGCCCCCUUCACAAUACAGAGAUUGUGUGAACUCUUGUGUGCCCCGAGAAAGCAUUACAAGAGGACAGACAAGUUCAUGCGGGGCAUAGAGAAGAACCUUUUAGUCGUCAGCACAGUAGACCCAGAGCAAAGGAAACGAUCCGAAUCCGUAUCUUCUUCUCAAACGUUAGUUAAUGGCGUUUUUGAUGUCAGCGUCGGCUCCAGCCGACCAGUUGCUACCUUCGGCAGUAAGAACGAUUCAAGACCGGUUACAGUUGCAUUAGACGCGGCAUCAGCUUCAGACGCCGACUCUGGCAUUUCAGACACAGAAGACGAGGACAAACCUUCCGCCAAGCAUCCAACAUCAAACAUCGUACCUGAUACUGACCAUCAAGAGCCGAGUGAAGCUAAGGAAACUACAAAUGGUGCCGCAGAUGCUAACGAGGAAAUCGAACCGUCGUCAAAAACAGAAACGUUGUCUUCUGGUCCUGCCGAAACGCCAGUUGCAACCGUUACGAUGACAAGGGAAGAGUCUCCCACCGUCCAGAUGUCUGAAGAUGUCAUAGUGCCAGUUGUAGCACCGAUUGAAUCGGACAAAGUGGAAAAAGCUUUAGCAGCGUCCACCGAAGAAGAGUGUGCCAAGAGCGUUGACGUUGAGAGUGUGGCUUCAGAAGAGAAACCAGUAGAGAUGGAAGAAGAGAAACUAGUUGCUGACGUCGAACCAGGUGCAAAAGAAGAGGACGAGAGAAUAGCAGACGAACCAUUAGAAGAACCUCAAGAGAGUGGCAAGACGAUAGAUGCAGAGGUGAAACAUCCAUUACCGCCUAGUGAAUCAACAGAAACUCCCGUCAGUGAUAAAAAACGGCCACUGGAGAAAGCAGAAGACGGGGACGAUGAUGACGACAGAGAACACAGUCCCGACGCUAAACAGCCCAGAAUCUUCAGUCCAGAUAAGGUGAUAGAAGAAACUCCCUUACCAGAACAGAAGAACGAGCCCGACAAUCACGUUGACGAAGAACAAGUUGCCGUGACAAAGUCAGAGGAAACAGCUGAAAAAGCACCAGAAACGGAUCCUACACUUCCCAAAAUGGAAAGCCAAUAAUUAUCAACAACAAAUUUAAAAUGGAACUUACCUUCACGUGCUCACAUUCUCGGAUUUUUUUUUUCCCUCUUCUUUCACCAACUACUUGCUGCUCGGUCUCUCGUUAUUUUGUGCCACGAGUGGAACAGACCAACGUGCCCUCCUAUUCCGUCACCACCAAUCCUGUUUUCUUCCGAAUUCUUUUUUUUUUUUUUUUUUUAAAGGGGAUUUUGAUGUCGUACUUGAUCCACGUUUGACUCGAUCGCAUCCGGCUAGGUUCUUAAGGCCACCAACUGCUCCUUGUUCUGUCUCUUAUCAUCUGUCCUUCUCUUUCUUUUUUU